AUGGCGGAAAUGAUGGAGAAGAAGACGGCAGUGGACAUACAGGAUGAGAGUCGGUUGGCACAGCUGGGAUACAAGCAGGAGCUGAAGCGUGACUGGACUCUGAUGCACAAUUUCGGUGUCUCAUUCUCGAUUAUCAGCGUUAUUACUGGUAUCACGACACUGUUUAGCUAUGGAUUGACAACUGGAGGACCUGCUGUGAUGGUAUUUGGAUGGAUUGUUGUCUCAGUUAUGACCUUGUCUGUCGGGCUGAGCAUGGCAGAGAUCGUUUCUGCUAUUCCGACGAGUGGAGGGCCGUACUUCUGGGCAGCCAUGCUGGCGCAACCAAAGCACGCCGCGUUCUUUUCCUGGUUAACGGGCUGGUUUAACUUUGUCGGACAGUUUGCAGUCACCACGGGCAUCAGCUUCGGCUGCGCAGGACUGAUCGCAACGGCGGCAGAAAUCAAGACCGGAUACACAGCCACUGCAGGCCAGACAGUAGGCAUCUACGCAGCAAUCCUCAUCAGCCACGGUAUGGUAAAUACCUUUGGCGUGCAUGUCCUGCGCUACCUCAACACCACCUCCAUCAUCCUGCAUAGUCUCGGCGUGGGUAGUUUGGCCAUCGCGGUAGUUGCAAAGGCUCCGAAACACCAAACAGCGGCCGAAGUCUUUGAACAUUUCUAUGAUGGCACCGGGGACCCUGGAUGGUCUGUUAGAGCCUCACCUGCGUAUGUUGCCAUCUGUGGGAUUCUCUUGAGUCAAUAUACUAUCACUGGUUUCGAUGCUUCUGCCCAUCUAUCCGAAGAAACCCACCGAGCGGACUGGAGCGCCCCGAUUGGUGUGAUUAUGUCCAUUGGCGUGUCGGCGGUCUUCGGCCUCUUCCUAAUGCUCUGUCUGCUCUUCUCCAUCCAGGACUUUGCCGCGACGGUUGAUUCCUCAACCAACUACGGCGAACCCGUGUUCAAAAUCCUCGUCGACGUGUUUGGCGAAGAUGGCGCUCUGGUACUCAUCGCUCUCAUCAUCAUCUGCGUCUGGCACUGCGGUCUGUUUAGUAUGACGAGCAACAGCCGCAUGAUGUUCGCAUUCUCGCGCGAUGGCGCCUUACCCCGUUUCUUCGACCACGUCGAUAAGCGUUUCAAGAGCCCCGUGCGUACCGUCUGGCUCGCGGCCUUCUUGGCCUUUUGUCUCUCGCUGCCAUCACUGGGCAGCUCUGUUGCAUUCUCCGCGGCUACCAGCAUUGCCACAAUCGGCUUGUACAUCAGCUAUGCGCUGCCUAUCGCCAUCUCAGUGAUCUGGCCGAGCAAGACCGUUGUCAAGGGCCCGUUUGAUCUCCGCAGAUUCUCGAGACCUGUUGGCAUUGUUUCCUGUUUAUGGGUCGCCUUCAUCACCAUUGUGUUCUGCCUCCCCACAGAAAACCCCGUCACCGAGGAGACCAUCAACUAUACACCUGUGGCCGUCGGCAUUGUGCUAGUAGGGACGUUAGCAUCGUGGUUUCUGUGGGCGCACCGCUGGUUCACAGGACCUCUGCGUCAAAUCGAUUUCGAGACUGGAGUGGCGGUUGAGCAGGAACAGCAGGAGAAGUCGGAGCAAAUCGUCGACAGCAAGAGCGGUUAG
Penicilliopsis zonata CBS 506.65 is the source of this 1590-nucleotide messenger RNA. RefSeq lists its product as hypothetical. NCBI's taxonomy places the organism in Eukaryota, Fungi, Ascomycota, Eurotiomycetes, Eurotiales, Aspergillaceae. Gene Ontology annotation, cellular component: membrane. Gene Ontology annotation, biological process: amino acid transport; transmembrane transport. The record is from RefSeq and is a predicted model, not a curated record. The transcript has 8 exons. Gene Ontology annotation, molecular function: transmembrane transporter activity. The coding region runs from base 1 to 1590 and encodes 529 amino acids.